AUGGCGCAACCAGAGGCCGUCUUCACUACCGCGGACGAAAACGUCGAAACCGCACAUCAACCGUCCAAGAAACGCAAAACCACUCGACAAUGUCCUUCCAAAGGCUGGCGCGUGGCCAUACUUGUCGGCAGCAUCACAACCGCCAUCGCGCUUGCGAUUAACUGCGGCGUUUUGGGCUGGGUGAGAACUCACUACGACUUGGACUAUGGCAUCGCAUCGGUAUUCACUGGAUCCUGCAAAAAGACGAAGAAGAUAAAACUCUGGUCUCACUUAGGCAUUAAUGUGCUAAGCACCUUGUUACUCGCUGCGAGCAACAGUUGUAUGCAAUGUCUUGUGGCACCGACGAGGAAAGAAAUAGAUCGUGCGCAUGAGAAGAGGAGCUCCAUACCGUUGCAUUUAGUCUAUAACUCCAUUGUCUUCGAUUCCACCGCCGUUAAUACUUUCUCUACUGUCACUGCUACACCUGGCUUCCUUAAUGGCACGGCAUUCAAUGUUGCCUGUAUGUCAUGGGAUGAGGAAUGGCUCUCGGAACUCCGUCGUAGUGCACCCACAUACAUACGUCUCGAACCAGCUGAAUGCAUUCAAAUCUAUGCGCGCCCCCAAGGGAGCUAUGCCAACGUUAUUCUCGUCACAAAGGACAACGGACCAAUCGAAAUCGUCGACUACCAAAGGAAUGUUGGAGGAGCAGGUUUGGGUGACUGCAUAUGGAUCUGUGACCAGACUUAUCAUGAAGGUAGAGUUUGCCCCAUGAAGGAGCUGGCUGCAGACGUGACAGCAAAUGGUUGGAGAUUACCUGGCUCAACUAAAGUCGAAAACGAAUACUGCGGUCGAAAUACUCGAUUCAUGAUCGAUUACUGUCUUGCUCAGCACACGCAGGAAACAUGCCAGAUAUUUGUUGCGACGCCGCUUCUGGUGGUCGUGAUUGCGUGUAACUUUGUGAAGCUGGCCUGUUUUGUCGUCACUCUCUUCGGCCUACAGUUCAGUCCUCUCAUCACAAUAGGGGAUGCGGUGGAGUCAUUCUUGGAUGAAAAAGACACCAGAACAGUGGGAUUUGGGGUCCUGACAGCUGCGACCAUUUGUCAAUGGACAAACAAAGGAACUCGCACUCUAAACAAACCGUGGGCGGUUAAGAAAAGGCGUGGUUUCGCCGCAGUCAGCGUCUGUCGUUGGAUUCUGUCGAACUUGGCCGUCCGCGGCCUCGGUCUCGAUACCUCCGUGUCAGGACUCGCAUCUUUUGGACUCGGCAAACCUAUCCCGGACUCAUCUAUCAACCUAGACUUCAUAGUCGCGGACUCGCCCUUGUACUACAAUAUGCUUGUCUGCGUCAUUAUUGCCAACACUCCUCAGCUCAUCGUAUCAGUGUUCUACCUUGUCUACAAUGAUCUACUUACCCGCAUUCGUAUGGCCGUAGAAUGGUCAUCCUUCCAUCUCGCAAAGCAAACCCUACGGGUCUCCAGCCCAGCAGGCCAACAGCGAUCGACACCGUUCCUCGAACUCCCACUGACUUGGACAAUCCCCUGUCUGACGUUAAUGACAUGCUUACAUUGGAUGAUAUCCCAAAGUAUAUUCUUCUCUCUACUUCACUACUGCUACUUUGAAGACUACUACUGGUCUGAUAUUACUCUGGAUGACUCCAUUGAACCGAGUCUCUCGUAUUCACCUUUGGCUGUCAUGAUUUCUAUUAUUAUUGGUGGAGUAAUGUUGCUUGGCUUGUGGUUAACUGCUCUGUAUAUUAAGUUACCCGGUGAGAUGCCUAUUGUAAGGAGCUGUAGCGCCGCUAUUAGCGCUGCUUGCCAUGGGCCUGGAUGGGAUGUUAACGCUUCGAUGAAGGCCUUGUCUUAUGGCAGUGUGGAAGGGCACUCUCCCAAUGGGACGGAACAUGUUGCCUUUUGUAGUGGGGAGACGAGGCCUCUAAGAGAUGGUGUAGUGUAUAUUUAA
Messenger RNA from Fusarium oxysporum Fo47, 1938 nucleotides. RefSeq lists its product as uncharacterized. NCBI's taxonomy places the organism in Eukaryota, Fungi, Ascomycota, Sordariomycetes, Hypocreales, Nectriaceae. Bases 1 to 1938 code for a protein of 645 amino acids. The transcript has 4 exons. The record is from RefSeq and is a predicted model, not a curated record.